AUGGAGGCGAAGCGCAGUGAGUACGAUGCGGGGAAACGGGAGGGAGUCAAGAAGCACAAGUACGGCAACGAGGAAAUGAACGGAGGGGACCACCUAGCGGGGGAUGUCCAGUACGACCUGGAGAUAGAGACCCGCCUGGAGGAUGAGGAGUCAGCAAACCACAUGGGAAGUGACUCAAUCGGCGGAAUGGGACGAAAUCACAUAAACGUAGCUAGCCUGAAGGACGAAGUAGUCCAGAACGACCUCAAUAAUGACGACCUGGAUGACAAAAGCCUCGGGCUGAUAAAAGACAAAUCCAUUAGAAGAAGGGAAAAUGAAUUUCAGAGGAGGAAGUAUGAUUAUAUGAUAUCUCCGGGGAGGGCUGACCCCUUUGGAGACAGGAGCCCAUCCCCCGGGGAGAGAACCUACGCGGAUGUGAUGAUGGACCGAAACAGUGAGAGUCAAAAGAUGAAGCUCACAGCCGUCAGUGCGACUGCUGCUGCGAAGGAUGCUUCGUUGGAGGCCACCGGUGCCCAACCACGGGGUAGUAGAAAGAUGAGGUGGGGUGUCACCGAAAGUGACACCGCCGGGAGAGGAGAACCAGGAGAGUCAGGUACGUCCACUAAAGCGAAUGAAGGAAUUAAGAAAGAACAAGGGAAAAGUAAGUGGGACAUCUUAUCCGAAGAGGAGAGCAAAUCGACCAGCUUUGGCAACAUGCCGACGCCCGCACCGUCCAAGUGGGUUGACACACCAUUCAUACUCAACGACGGGGGUGCAGUAAAGAAGAAAAAGAUUUCGAGAUGGGACAAAGUCGGGGAAGGGACUGCUGGGUCAGCGCCGGAUAGCCUCGCCCAGAGUGACAUGAUGAAAACGCCUAAGGUUGUGGCUCCUGGAGGGGUAGCAACCGGAGGGGUAACAACCGGCGGGAUAGCAACCUGGGGGGCCACCCCAGGAGGUAUGCUCAAGACGCCCUACCUCAUGCCCGGAAGCGGCAACUUCGUCAACACUCCGUACGUGCAGAACCAAUUGGGUAACGCCGCAACGAUGUUCACACCCAUGACCCCGGGAGUGGCCUCCCUGGCCGUGGACUCGAUAAUCAAAAUGAAGAUAAAGAACGAAAUGGAGAUCCGAAACAGGCCACUAACCGAUGAGGACCUGGACGAGCUGCUUCCCUCUGAGGGAUAUGAAAUUGUGCAGCCCCCAGAGGAGUACGAGGCGAUAAGAAGGAACAAAUUGAAAGCGUUUUUUAAGACCGUGGCGAGCACGGCGGGGACUCCCCUUCUGAUGGGUAGUGCAUCCGCUGGAGGAGCCACUGCAGGACCGACUGCAGGAGUGACUGCUUCACUGGGGGAGCACCACACAGGAGGGAUGGAGACCCCUUAUUCGGGUAGAGACGCGAUGAAUAGUACACUGGUGAGCGGAAUGCUGCCGAGCGGAACCCCCUUCUACGAAAUACCGACCGCUACGACAAGUCAGGUGAAGGAUGCAGAAGUAGGAGAGACACUGCUACAAAGUAGGCAGUUCGAAAUAACGAACCCCCAAUUGGUAAGCGAGCUAAAAUAUGUUCAGCUAAAAAAUGAAGACUUCAUCUAUUUCAGUAAGCUCUUUCAAACCGUUGACGAGAGUGACCUCUCACAGGAGGAGCUGAAAGAGAGGAAGCUUAUGAUUCUUCUCCUUAAGAUAAAGAAUGGAACGCCAUCGAUUCGACGGACCGCUCUCAGGGCUAUCACCGAUAAGGUAAAGGAACUCGGUCCAGAGACGCUAUUCAAUUUGAUUCUUCCUCUAAUGAUGCAUAAUACGUUGGAAGACCAGGAGAGACACCUCCUCGUAAAAGUCAUUGACCGCAUUUUAUUUAAGCUGGAUGAUCUGGUCAGACCAUAUGUACACAAAAUUCUAGUCGUCAUUGAGCCGCUGCUAAUCGAUGAGGAUUACUACGCCAGAGUGGAAGGAAGAGAAAUAAUAAGUAACUUAGCCAAAGCGGCAGGGUUAGCCACUAUGAUUGGUAUUAUGAGACCAGAUAUAGAUCAUCCGGAUGAGUACGUCAGGAAUACCACUGCGAGAGCAUUUGCCGUUGUUGCAUCUGCACUUGGCAUUCCAUCGUUGAUUCUGUUUCUCAAAGCGGUGUGUCAAUCGAAGAAAAAUUGGGAAGCCAGACACACAGGGAUUAAGAUUGUUCAGCAGAUUGCCAUUCUUAUGGGGUGUGCCGUUUUGCCUCACCUGAGACAGCUCGUUUCGAUUGUGGCUCAUGGGCUACAUGAUGAGCAACAGAAAGUAAAGACCAUCACUGCGCUGGCCAUAGCGGCGUUAGCGGAAGCGGCAGCACCGUAUGGGAUUGAAGCGUUUGACUCGGUUUUGAGACCUCUCUGGAAGGGAAUCACGGAGCAUAGAGGUAAAGUCUUAGCUGCUUUUUUAAAAGCUAUCGGAUUGAUCAUCCCUUUGAUGGAUCCAUACCAUGCGAGUUACUACACGAGGGAAGUCAUGGUGAUUCUCAUUAAUGAGUUUAACUCCCCAGAUGAAGAAAUGAAAAAGGUUGUUCUGAAAUGUGUGAAGCAGUGUAUACAAACGGAGGGCAUCGAAAAGGAUUACAUCAAUCAGGAGGUGUUGAACCCAUUUUUUGACAAAUUUUGGGUUCUAAGAGGUAGCCACGAUAAGAGGAAUCUACAUCUGAUAGUCGAAACGACCGUCGAAAUUUCAAACAAAAUAGGAGGAGCCGUUGUCAUUGCGAGGAUUGUGGACGAUUUGAAGGACCCCUCUGAGCAGUUCAGAAAGAUGGUGAUGCAAACAAUUCAAAGCAUCGUCAAUAAUCAGGGGGUAGACGAUAUAGACCAGACAUUAGAGGAGCAACUAAUCGAUGGGAUUCUUUACGCAUUCCAGGAGCAAGCCUCAGAGGACUACUACGUCCUGCUCAACUCCUUCGAUGCCAUUGUCAACAAAUUGCAGAUCCGAAUGAAGCCCUACUUGCCGCAGAUAGCCGGAAUCAUCCGGUGGAGACUAAACACGCCGCUACCAAAGAUUAGACAACAGAGCGCAGAGCUGAUUGCAAGGAUCGCCAACCUGAUGCAUCUCUGCGAGGAGCACCAGAUGUUGGGUCAUCUGGCCCUCUACCUUUAUGAAUACCUUGGAGAAGAAUAUCCAGAGGUGUUAGGAAACAUCAUCGGUGCGUUAAAAUCCAUCGUAGUGGUCCUUGGCGUGCAGAACAUGACUCCACCGAUAAAGGACCUCCUCCCAAGAAUAACCCCCAUUUUGAAAAACCGACAUGAGAAGGUACAAGAAAAUGUUAUCGAUCUGAUUGGCAUCAUUGCAGACAAGGGAGGUGAUUUAGUCUCUCCAAAGGAAUGGGAUCGCAUAUGUUUCGAUCUAAUUGAGCUGCUAAAAUCGAAUAAGAAACUAAUCAGAAGAGCAACGAUCCAGACAUUUGGCUAUAUAGCCAGAACGAUCGGACCGUUUGAGGUUCUAACCGUUUUACUUAAUAAUCUGCGCGUCCAGGAGAGACAACUCCGAGUGUGUACCACGGUUGCCAUUGCCAUAGUAGCAGACACGUGUCUUCCCUACUCCGUCCUUGCUGCUCUAAUGAAUGAGUAUCGAACCCAGGAUCUCAACGUGCAGAAUGGAGUGCUAAAGGCUCUAUCCUUUAUGUUUGAAUAUAUCGGCGAAAUUGCAAAAGACUAUGUCUACGCAGUGGUGCCUCUGCUGGAACACGCUCUCAUGGAUCGAGAUUUGGUACACAGACAGAUUGCCACCUGGGCUUGCAAACACUUAGCACUUGGCUGCUUUGGACUAAACAGAGAAGACGCGCUGAUCCAUUUGCUAAACUUCGUGUGGCCCAAUAUAUUUGAGACCUCUCCUCAUCUCAUUCAAGCGGUCAUUGAUUCUAUUGAUGGAUUCAGGGUAGCCCUGGGGCCCGCCAUCAUCUUCCAGUAUCUAGUGCAGGGCAUUUUUCACCCCUCCAGGAAGGUGCGCGAAAUAUAUUGGAAGAUCUACAACAACGUGUAUAUCGGGCACCAGGACAGCCUCGUCCCUGUGUACCCGCCCUUCGAGCGCCUCGCCGACAGCAACUUCGCGCGCGACGAGCUGCGCUACACGCUGUGA
This is a messenger RNA of Plasmodium inui San Antonio 1, 4068 nucleotides long. RefSeq lists its product as hypothetical. The transcript has a single exon. Gene Ontology annotation, cellular component: catalytic step 2 spliceosome; U2-type prespliceosome; U2 snRNP. Bases 1 to 4068 code for a protein of 1355 amino acids. NCBI's taxonomy places the organism in Eukaryota, Apicomplexa, Aconoidasida, Haemosporida, Plasmodiidae. Gene Ontology annotation, biological process: spliceosomal complex assembly. The record is from RefSeq and is a predicted model, not a curated record. Gene Ontology annotation, molecular function: mRNA binding.